Messenger RNA from Cololabis saira (Pacific saury), 5015 nucleotides. It is a transcript of the gene nt5c2b, whose product is annotated as 5'-nucleotidase, cytosolic IIb. Gene Ontology annotation, molecular function: 5'-nucleotidase activity. The transcript is spliced from 18 exons. The record is from RefSeq and is a predicted model, not a curated record. Lineage: Eukaryota; Metazoa; Chordata; Actinopteri; Beloniformes; Belonidae. Bases 154 to 1839 code for a protein of 561 amino acids.
GUAACGACAGCGGGCAGCGCAGACACAGCGCAGAGCGAUCAGUGCGGGGACUCGUUUGUUCCGCGUCCACCACCAGAGCCCCGGUCGGAGCCCACGGCGCAUGCGCGGAGCAGCUGCAGUGUUGUCCAGGAACUCGGAGACACUAUUUUAAGGAUGACCACUUCAUGGAGUGACAGACUGCAAAACUAUGCAGACUUGCCUGCCAACAUGGAUCGCCUGUCAAUGAAAAAAUAUAGGAGGGAGCCCUACCACAGAAUCUUUGUCAAUAGAAGCUUGGCAAUGGAGAAGAUUAAAUGCUUUGGCUUUGAUAUGGAUUACACUUUAGCAGUGUACAAGUCACCUGAGUAUGAGUCGUUAGGCUUUGAGCUGACAGUGGAAAGACUGGUCUCCAUCGGUUACCCACAAGAGCUGCUUAGCUUCGUUUAUGAUCCAUCAUUUCCCACAAGAGGCCUUGUGUUUGAUACUAUGUAUGGAAACCUACUGAAGGUUGAUGCUUAUGGAAAUAUCCUGGUCUGCGUUCACGGAUUCAACUUUCUCCGAGGGCCUGACAUCCGCGAACGGUACCCAAACAAGUUUAUCCAGAGGGACGAUACAGAGCGUUUUUAUAUCCUUAACACACUCUUCAAUCUACCAGAAACCUACCUCUUUGCCUGCCUUGUGGAUUUCUUCUCCAACUGUGACAGAUAUACAAGCUGUGAAACUGGCUUCAAGGAUGGAGACCUGUUUAUGUCCUAUAAGAGCAUGUUCCAGGACGUCCGGGACGCCGUUGACUGGGUUCACUUCAAGGGAACCUUGAAGGAGAAGACUGUUGAGAACUUGGAGAAGUAUGUUGUGAGAGAUGGGAAGCUGCCUCUUCUCCUCAGCCGCAUGAAUGAGGUAGCCAAGGUUUUCUUGGCGACCAACAGUGACUACAAAUACACAGAUAAAAUCAUGACCUACCUGUUUGACUUCCCCCAUGGCCCAAAGCCUGGUACUCCCCACCGACCCUGGCAGUCUUACUUUGAUCUGAUCCUGGUGGAUGCCAGGAAGCCGCUGUUCUUCGGAGAAGGAACGGUGCUCAGACAAGUGGACACGAGCACAGGGCGUUUAAAAAUAGGAACCUACACCGGACCUCUGCAGCAUGGAAUAGUGUACUCUGGAGGUUCCUCAGACAUUGUGUGCGACUUACUUGGGGCCAAAGGGAAGGACAUAGUUUAUAUUGGGGACCACAUCUUUGGAGACAUCCUGAAGUCCAAGAAACGUCAAGGCUGGAGAACGUUCCUAGUUAUACCCGAGCUGGCGCAGGAGCUGCACGUCUGGACCGACAAGAGCUCAUUAUUCGAGGAACUGCAAGGCCUGGACAUUUUCUUAGCAGAGCUUUACAAACACCUGGACAGUAGCAGUAAUGAGAGACCAGACAUAAGCACUAUUCAGAGAAGAGUCAAGAAAGUGACACACGACAUGGACAUGUGCUACGGCAUGAUGGGUAGCCUCUUUCGUAGCGGCUCCAGACAGACUCUGUUUGCGUCCCAAGUGAUGCGUUAUGCCGACCUGUAUGCUGCUUCCUUCAUCAACCUGCUGUAUUACCCCUUCAGCUACCUCUUCAGAGCUGCACACGUACUAAUGCCCCACGAGUCGACGGUUGAGCACGCACAUGUGGACAUAGACACAGAGUCACCGCUGGCCACUCGCAACCGCUCCCACUGCAGUAACUGUCAUGAGCUGGAGUGCAAACGCAACCAGCUGACCCGCUCCUUCAGCGAGAUCAAACCCCCCAACCUGUUCCCCCAGACCCCCCAGGAGAUCACUCACUGCCACGACGAGGAUGAUGAUGAGGAGGAGGAAGAAGAAGAAGAGUAAUAAGAUGGACCUGCAGAGAUGAGCCAUGUUUCUUUCUUGUCGCCUUAUAUUUCCCAGUAGACUCUGAUAGUGAUUAGUGAUCUCCAGUGAGGACAAGCAAACGCCUCUUCAGUACGUGUGUGUGUGUGUGUGUGUGUGUGUGUACAUGCACGCAUAUAUACUAUAUACAUGCUAUAUAAUAUAUAUAUAAUAUAAUAUAAUAAUAAUAAUAAUAUAAUGAUAAUAAUAUCAUCUCCGUAUUGUGUCUUUUGUGGACACACUAAUGGGAGAUUUGGGAGUACAAGUAAUGGACCAGACGCAGAAGAUAACGUGUCACAAGAGUGUGUGCAUGCUUGGGCCUUGAAGCGAAAAGCUCGUGAACAGCUCACACUCGAGCAAACAUGAUACAAAAUUAAUUUUAACACCUGCUGGUGCAUUGAAAUAGCUGUAGUCAUGUUUACAUGUCAUUUUAACUAUCAAACAGAAUAAUAAAUAGCGCGCAGUAAAAUCAAAGGAUAACGCCUUUCUCUGUCAGAGCUGAAAAAGAUUCACAUUUUAAAGCAGACUUUUAUUAUUCUACUAAAACAUCAUUGGGAACAUUAGGUUUUUUUUUUAUCAUUUGUUAUCAACUCAUUAUAGCAGUAUAGCUAUAAACCUGUACGUAAGGGCCUGCAUUUAUCUGCCAACAUAGCCUGAGUCAGACUGUAGCAUCCCUGGGUGGCAGUACGGAUGUGUUGUUUGAAACCAGCGGACACACAGGCGCACUGAAGCACAAGCUGGUGUUGUACCAAUCAAUAUGCAUUUCUGUCAGAAGUCUCGUCGGGAGUAGAUGUUGUGGUGCAUGACUGGGGCGGUUGAGCUGACUUUUUGUUACCAAGCAACAAUGAGGACUGAGUACUGUAGCUGUAUUUUAAUCCUUAGUCUCUAUGACAACCUUGUCGCCCAGUAGUGUUUCUGUAAAUAGCUCCAAGACAUGCAGUAUUUUGUUUUUCAGCUUGUCCUUUUUAGAAGAUUGAAUGAGUAUUGCAUUUGUGUAAGGGUGAUGGGAGGUAUGGUGCAAGACAGAUUUGCUCAACUUGGAGCAACUUGGAGAUAUGUGAAGUGAUUUUUUUUUUUUUUUGUCAAGUGUUUAAUGAGAGCAUGAAGGUGGAAAGAAAUGACGCUUUUUUUUUAGUGUAAAGCUUGGCUCGGGAGUUAGCUUUAGCUUGCUGUCUAUAACCUCCUUGGUUUUAGGAUCUUUUCACUCUGUCAGCGAUGCAGAGCCAUCAGUGUCAUUCAUGGUAGAAGACAUGCUGACAAAGUGUGUACAGUAUUCUUCUGUUUGCCUUUUAACACUGUGAAGUGAUCUUUUCACAGUAGUGUGUGUCAGGCUGUCGUACACAGCCGCUUUGUUUUAAUCUUGCUCUCAAAAAGAAGUGUGAAGCCCUCAAAUGUUUUUCAUUUUAGUCGAUCUCAUGAAAAUAGUUUGUGUGUAACAUUUAAGUUGAUUUAACUCAAGAAACAUGAUGCAAUAUUUUCAACUUUGAUUUCGUUAGUUUGCAAAUUUGGUAAAAAAAAUAAUAAUUAGACAUUUCCUCAUUCACUCAGUGGUUUUCCAUAUUGACUUGAAGAUGUCCAGGGUGGAGCGCAGGAGGAGGAGGCAGCGCAGCUGUCUACGUUACCUCAGAGCCAUUUCUAGUCGUCGUCCUUACACUCCGCUGUAUCACAACACAUUAUCACAGUUUCUGCAGCAGCCUAGAACUAACAUCUAACGGUCACUGAAGUCCACCUGCAGAUGUGGAAGGGAAGUUUGUUGUAUUCAUUUGGCUGCAAUCUGCAACUUCAAUGCUAAAUGUUGCUAAACACUAUGGAUCAGACCUUUUUUUUUUUUUUAAUAUUCUUAAAUGAGAGCAAAGUUAAAAUAACAAAUGCUUUAGACUUUCAGACAUGAAUUCUCAACAACUCUGAAAGCUGCAUUUUUACCUUAAAACCAUGUGUACAUGGCGCAGAUUAUCUUCUUUUUAUCUCAACAUUUCAUUGGCUUCUGAAGCCAACGUUUUAAAUCAUUUUUGCAUUUUGACUCCUUGAAAUCUGCUUUCAGGGCUUUAAAUCAACCAGAUAUCACCAAAAAGAAUUGCCUGAACUUAAAACCAGUGACUCUUUAUUUUCUCUCCCACCUUUGUCUUGAGCCUUGACAUACUGUUUUUGUCUUGUUAAUGUUGAACCGGCCUUGAGAUUUAGGCCACAAAAGGGAAGGAACAUGCCGUCUAUUUUUUGCAUAACUUUUGGUUUUCUUUGAUGUGGAGUGGGACGAAAGAGAAUCAGUUUAACUGCAUUUUCUUCGUGGAAGUUCAUUGAUUAGACCUUGUUGGACGCUGAGAAAGUCUUUUACAACCAUUUUUUUCCUUUCUUUUAUGGAUUUGUUCUCCUUUUUUUUAAUUUUCUUUUUACAAGUGAAAUAUUUGUAUCCUAUACUGAUUUUUGUGAUUUUUCUUAUUUUCUAAGUAGUAAAACUGGAGAUGCUACCCAGGGCAGCUGAAAAGUUAAUGGAUAAGAGUUGACUGUAUAAUUUCCAUAUGCAUUCACAAAUAUUAUUCAUUCUGCUGCAACGGUUACAGUAGCAUCGGUUUUACUGCUAUGUCUUUUUUUCUAUUUCAUUUGUCACUGUAGUUUUACACAAACGGAGAGGAAAAAAGCUGUAAACCUGUACAAAAGAAAAGAAAAACUUUAAACCGAAGGGAAAUGUGAAAAGCAUGUUGACUACAAUCACUAAUAUGUUACUUGUGAUCAACACCAUGGGGUUCUUAUUUUUCUAAGCAAUUUUUUAAAAUGGUCUCGGUUUACAGAACUGUAAAUAGACCUUUCUAUUUCCUUUUCUUAUCUUUUUUUUUUUCUUUUUUCUCCAAAUAACCUUAUUGUUGAUUUUCUACAGUACUGCAUAAGUCUGUAAGCCCGAUGUUAGUACUAGUUGAGGCCCGGUGAAAUGGUUACACCGCUUUCAACGGUUCUUAUCAGUUAUCAUGUUGCCAUGAAUUAAUCUCCAUUAACAGGCUCAAUAACAGCCACCUGUCCUUUUUCUAAACCAUUGUGAUCCUUUGUUUUAAUCACAACAGUUUGUUUCUCUUGACAGUGUUUUUUUGUUUCCAGAAAUUAUCCUUCAGACUGUACAUUGGUUUAAAAAAAAAAAAAAAAAUCUAGAAUAAAGCUAGUUUGUUAUA